Zingiber officinale is the source of this 944-nucleotide messenger RNA. Its product is annotated as FCS-Like Zinc finger 8-like. The transcript is spliced from 2 exons. Lineage: Eukaryota; Viridiplantae; Streptophyta; Magnoliopsida; Zingiberales; Zingiberaceae. Bases 192 to 737 code for a protein of 181 amino acids. The record is from RefSeq and is a predicted model, not a curated record.
AUUGCAGUCCUCAUCAGAAGAGAUAAGAUAGAAGAUAGAGUAGAAAAUUACAAAAACUACUCGACAGAUGUUGCGAUUUCGGUGGGAGCUGAUGUGCAAUUCCGACGCCUCGUCUCUUUAAAUCUUGCCAUGCUUGGCCUGCCAGGAAUUUGCAGGUCCCAGAUCUCUUUAAAGGAACAAGAGAAGAGAUCAUGCAGAGGGAGAGAAGUAUACGAGUUGCCGGCAAACCCUCGCCUUCUUCCAGCCAUGCCGACACCAAGGGCAAAAAUCUCUCCUCGCCUUUGUUCCUCUUCCCCAAUCUAAACCCUACCUCCAUUCUCGAACCCAAACGCUCGCCGUUCUCGAAGCGGCCGCCCAAGGCGCCUCUAUUGGAAUUGCAGUCGGAGCCAAUCGGCCUCGCCAUUCUCGACGCUCUCGUCGACGACAAAGAGAACGGAAAGAUGGUCUUGUUUGGAUCGCAGUUGAAGGUCCGAAUCCCAUCCAUGGAGUCGCUACGCUCGCCCAUUGAGUUCGGCGUCAAGAACAAGGAAUCCCAGUUGGCGUUGGUCUCCCCUGGCCGACCCCUCUCGCCGGCCGUGACCGCGUCGGCGACGGAAUUGGAGACGUUGGAGAGCUACACUUGCGUGAUCUCACGCGGUUCGAAUCCGAAGACCACCCAUAUUUUUGAUGACUGCGUCUUGGAGAGCUGUGGCGACUGGCGAUCAUCAAUUUACUCCACUCAGGAAGAGCAGCACUAGGUGCGCUUGAUUCGAAGGAGUGAAAUUGAUAAGAAAUUAGUUAUACACGUAGGAUAUGUUAUAAGAAACAUAAAAGUAAUAUUUUUUUAAAUAUAACCUAUUUUUAUAUGAAAUACGUUGCUCAAAUUAAUUUAUUUAUUUAUUUAUUAUUAUUAUUAUUUACAAUUCUCCCUAUCAAAACUAAACAAAUAAUAUGAUCAAUCAAGU